This is a messenger RNA of Eurypyga helias (sunbittern), 1254 nucleotides long. It is a transcript of the gene NPFFR2, whose product is annotated as neuropeptide FF receptor 2. Gene Ontology annotation, molecular function: peptide binding; neuropeptide receptor activity; opioid receptor binding. Bases 1 to 1254 code for a protein of 417 amino acids. The record is from RefSeq and is a predicted model, not a curated record. The transcript has 3 exons. Gene Ontology annotation, cellular component: membrane. Gene Ontology annotation, biological process: regulation of MAPK cascade; regulation of cAMP-dependent protein kinase activity; regulation of adenylate cyclase activity. NCBI's taxonomy places the organism in Eukaryota, Metazoa, Chordata, Aves, Eurypygiformes, Eurypygidae.
AUGAGUAAGAAGAUGGAUUCUAACUCUUCAUUCAAUUGGCCUCACGUGCUGAAUUACAGUGGGAUAUACAAGUACUUCUACUUGGAGGGCAACGUCUCCUAUGUGGACUUUUAUCUUCACCAGCCUUCAGUGGCAGCUGUCUUCAUCGUCUCUUACCUCCUCAUCUUCCUGCUCUGCAUGGUUGGCAACGGAGUGGUUUGCUUUAUUGUCCUGAGGAGCAAACACAUGCGUACGGUCACAAACCUUUUCAUCUUAAACCUGGCUGUCAGCGAUUUACUGGUGGGAAUCUUCUGCAUGCCCACUACCCUCCUGGACAACAUUAUUGCAGGAUGGCCGUUUGGGAGCCUGGUUUGCAAGAUGAGUGGGAUGGUCCAAGGAAUCUCUGUUUCUGCCUCUGUCUUCACCCUAGUUGCUAUUGCUGUAGACAGGUUUCGAUGCAUCGUUUAUCCAUUUAAGCAGAAGCUGACCAUUUCAACUGCAGUCGCCAUCAUAGCGGUCAUCUGGAUUCUGGCCGUCGCAAUCAUGUGUCCUUCUGCAGUCAUGCUGCAGGUACAAGAAGAGAAGCGUUUCAGGGUGAUCCUUGGCCAUGGCAAUGAAACCCGCCCCGUAUACUGGUGCCGGGAGGACUGGCCUGACCCGGGAAUGAGAAAGAUCUAUACGACGGUUCUGUUUGCCAAUAUCUAUCUGGCUCCCCUCUCGCUCAUCGUUAUCAUGUAUGGUAGGAUAAGCAUUGCUCUCUUCAACACAGCAAUGCCCGUGGUGGGAAAACACAACCAGGAGCAGCGGCACAGCGUGUCUAAGAAGAAACAAAAAGUCAUCAAAAUGCUCAUUAUCGUGGCUUUGCUUUUCACCCUCUCCUGGCUUCCCCUGUGGACACUGAUGAUGCUCUCAGACUACGCCAACCUUUCAGAUAUCCAGUUGCAGAUCAUCAACAUUUAUAUCUACCCCUUCGCUCACUGGCUGGCCUUUUUCAACAGCAGCGUCAACCCCAUCAUCUAUGGUUUCUUUAACGAAAACUUUCGCCGAGGAUUUCAGGCGGCCUUUAAGCUUCAGCUCUGCUUCAGGGAGGCCAAUCCUCAGCGGGGCCAAAGCAAUGCCAUUUUGCCAGCUGCCAACUACCAGACAGCCCAGGAUCGAGCUUGUCAAAAUGCUAAGGAAGAGAGGAAGGCAGUUAAGAAAGGAAAUUGGGUGAAUAGCCAGCAGGAUUUGAUAAUGGAGGAUCUAGAAGAGCCCUGCAAUGAUGGGAUCAAGUGA